AUGCUUAAGAGAGAAAGCAAGCAUAAUCUAGAUACAUAAGAAUAUUAUUCUAGCAACAAUGGACAAGAGUACAGCAUUUAAAUUCCCAAUGCAUAUAAUUAAAUUAGCGAGCCAAUAAUAUAUCACUCUCAAGACUAGAUUUAAUUAAAUAGACCUAAUUUUCUACCAAAGCUGCUCAAAAAUCCUGAGCUUGUUAACAGGCAGGAGAGUAAUCCUCUAAGUUAAACUGCAUUCGCGAAAUAUACAAUCUAAGGCUAAUUGACUCACCUCUCAAAUUUAGAAACUUAGAAGUUUAAAUCAUAACACAAUAAUUCAACAUAGGAUACCUAAUAUUAUGACAGAGAUCAUGAAGCUGAACAGGAAAGACGCAAGAAAGAAAUUUUAUAUUAGUCAAAUACAAUACCUGCUCAAUAAAAACAAAAUAAUCAUACAGUUCUAAAUGAGUAAACUAAAUUACCUUUGAUUCCGAUCAAGCACAUAAAUACAUAGUAAUUACCUCCAUCUAUUGAUCAUAUCAAAGCAAACACCCCUUAAUAUAAUCACUUCUACAACAUAUUUAACGAGGAAAAUUCAAAAAUGAGGCCGCCAAGAAGUAAUCAAAUAAUUAGAAGAACUAUUAUGAAUGAGUUCCCACAUGCUUAGAGUCAUUAAUAAUUCAGACCAUCUAAUUAUCUGGAUUAUUCAAAUAAUUAAUAAGAAUAUAUGAGAAGUCCAGAGUUUUAAAACAAACAGCCACCUAAAUCAAGAUUAAUUGCUAAUUCUUCUAAUUUUACCCUUCAUAAUCCUCAGUAAGAUUAUAAUUUAGAAGAAGAUAAUAUCAGAUAAGAAAUAGUCAUCAGAAUACCAAUGAGGUUAAAAUAAAAUGGAGAGUUAGAUGAAAAUAUAAAAUUAAAAUUAGAUAACAUCAGAUAAAUUCUAUCAUCAUCUUAAGAGUAAUCUAAAUAUGAGUAAGACAACAACAAAAUUCUAUUGAAGAUCCCAGACUCAAUUUAGAAUCAAAGUUCAUUGAAUUACUCUAGAGUCAGCUCGCAGUAUCCUGAGUUUCAAAGAUUUGAUAAUCAUCGCUCUAGUCUUGAAAAAAAUAAUAAAAAUAGCGGAACCCAAUAACCUGCAAUUGAGCUUUAACCUCAUCAGAGGAAUAUUCUGAACAUGAUUAAAUAAAAGAAGAUGAGUCAAAACCCAUACAAAUAAUGGGAUAAUUAGGGCUCAAAUAUGUCUAUAGGAGAUAAUAGUAGAUUACUGAAUUAAAGGUUAGUUUCUACAACUCAGAUUGACAAAUAUGACGAUCAUCAUCAUACUGCUGUUAAGUAUCAAGAAUACAGAGAAUAACUUAAGAUGUAACCAAAGUAAACACUUUUGAUUUAUGAAUUCUAACAAUCUGAACAGCCUGUAUAUUACUAAUAAAUGCAAUAAAUGCAUGAACAAUAAUAAUAACAAAAUAAUUCUCAGUAUUAAGAUAAGCAGAAUCAACAAUAGUAAUAGUAAUAGUACUUGUAGAAUUAAAUUUCAAACUAGCAAUAGAAAUCACUUUCUAAUGUAAAUAAUAAAAUAACUGCAAGCAACUAAAGACUAAAAUAUACCUAAAAUGAUAUUAAUUCCUAAGAAUUAAACUAGUCUUUACAAGAAGAAUAAAAGGAGCAAGUUAACUAUUAUAAUCCAAGAAAGAUUGUAAAGAGAAUCGAUGAAGAUGAUACAUUUUAGGAGAAAGUUGAAUAAAUAAAAAAGAAUAAUUUGAAAUUAAUUGAUGUAAAAUCAAAAGAUUCUUCAAAGGGACUAGAAAGAAAGAGCACAAUAAAUUCUGAAUUAAGAAUUCCUAUAAAGAAAAAGACGACUGCAGAGAGUGGAUCUCCCUCAUCUUAAAGCUUCCAAAAAGAAGGAUCAUCUUCAAAUAAGAAUAUAGAACCAAAAAGAAGACAGACAAUGAUUGGUGGUUCAGGAGAAAAAACUUCAGCUAUACAUUAAAGUAUUGCCAGCUAUGCUCUUAAUGUGUUUAAAAAAAUAUAAUCUAAGAAACAAAAUCUUAAGAUUCCUCAAAGACCAGAUGAUCUCAAACAAAUCUUCUUAAAUAUCAGCUUAGAUGCCUAUAAAAAGGUCCUGCAAACUAAGUAAAAAAAGUAAGAGGAAAAUAAAGAAAAAGAUAAAGGCAAAAAGAAUUGA
Messenger RNA from Stylonychia lemnae, 2157 nucleotides. The record is from the annotation of a GenBank genome assembly. Lineage: Eukaryota; Ciliophora; Spirotrichea; Sporadotrichida; Oxytrichidae.